This is a messenger RNA of Chara braunii, 1936 nucleotides long. The record is from the annotation of a GenBank genome assembly. Lineage: Eukaryota; Viridiplantae; Streptophyta; Charophyceae; Charales; Characeae.
GGGAUCGACGGAAAGAAUGGCGUGAAAUUUGAAAGUUCUUUCGACGUGUUUACUACAACUAUAAUUGUAUCAUUAUUAUGAAUUUAUUAUGAUCAUAACAAUAACAUUUUUUUGUACCAAAAAAAAAGAUCUAGACCCGGACAGAUCAAGCAUCAAGUAGUGAAACAAAUUGGGACUCAUCCGAUGUGGAGCAAGUUGUCCUCCACGCUCGGGGCUUGUGCGAGUGCUGUCGUCAGAAACCCAUCGCUCGUUGACACGCUUGCGACCAGGGCGGCCUACUUCCUCUAUGGCUUGGAACGUCGCAGAGAUAUUCAGUCGGAGCUGGACCGAGAGAACAACGAGCUUUAUAGCUUGGCGAAGACAGUCGAGAGCGCGUUAUAUCCAGCAUGGCAGAGGGGUGCACUGGAAGAAGAAGAAUACAAGGAAUUCAAGCAGGAUGUGGACAGCGCAAAGGCACAUGCCCGGAGGGGGAGAUCGGAACAACCCGCCGCCAUCGCCGCCGCCAUCGCCGCGGAAGCUGGCGGGUUGCGCCUCUCCCUCGAAGAAGAGGCCGAGUCCGACGACGACAAGAACCAGACUGCGAGCGAACCACAUCGUCAACACUUAGCCGAAUUUCCGCAAAGGCUCAGGGCUAGGUCCGUUGCCGCAGCUGUCUAUUUCGCAGACGCAGCAUUUCGCGAUGGCGAGAACAAGAAAGCGACAGAACACAUGCAGCGCUCCGCGGAGCUGCAUAAACAACUAAUGAAUACUCUCACGAUUCUUCGGGGAAGUUUCCCCACUUCCUACGAUUGCCGUAAGGACAACGAGCACGACCACACCCGCUUGCAGUUGCAGCGGCCAUCCAUUGGAGACGGUUCUCCCCUCCCCCCUCUGCCCAAACGGAGGCGCAUUAGUAGCUUGGGCCACGUGGCAUCGGGUGAGCGGGAAAUGCGGGGACCACCACUGAUGGACGGGCGGCAGCGCGGCGAGUUCGAGAACCAGCCUUGUCCUCCGGUUUCCCGCCAAAAUGACGACCUUGACAGCCAGAUGGAGCGAGCAAGUGAAAUGUUUCGCGCGCAUUUCAAAUCGUCAGGUCAGCAGUGGCUGAAAGUCCGGAUACGGCGCGCAGUGGGCGCUUGGGAAGAAGAGAGGGAAGCAAGUGCUGAUGUACGCUCGGCAGGAGAUCGACAAAGAGGAGAACGAGGCGGUGAAAGAAGAGAAGGAGAAGGAGAAGAGAGAGGAGGAAAAGGAGGAGGAAGAGGAGGAAGAGUAGGCAUAGAAGGAGGAAGAGGAGGAGGAGGAGGAGAAGAAGAAGAAGGAGAGGGAGGAGGAGGAGGAGGAGGAGGAGGAGGAGGCGGCGGAAAAGGAGGAGAUGGACUAGGGAUCAAUUGCAUUCUCAAGAUUGUGUCUUCUGAUCCUAUCCAGCUGGAGAUGACGUGGACGCGGGGGUUCUAUUUUUAUCUGUUCGUUUCGUUCCCACCUCCGAGCCUCGACUCAGGGCCGCCAACUUUGCGGCUGGCUUACCCCACCGCCGCUGCGCAUGCAAACCAUGCUCCAGCGAACAGAGACAUUGAAGUAGCUGAGUUGGAUUAUAUCCGAUUCGGAGAAAGUUCUGAGGCAAGUCUUACUACGAGGCUUUUUCCAAGACCAGACUUGAUGGACGGCCUUGAGGAGUUCCUUCUCGGCUUGCCUGACACCAGCAUACCUCCUGUGAUAGUGAAGCUGUACGUCUGUAUGACGCGAAAGCGGUGCCCAUUUCUCUUCACACCAGGUCUCCGUGCAGGGACAUCUUCCCUUCCUCCUGGGCAGGAUCCUUUAACAUGGAAAGUCGCCAAGUGGGUUCUAGAAGAGAUGGACCAUGGCGAAGUUGUAACUAAGCGCAUCAAUGUGCUCAUACAGCCUGAUACAGGAAUGAAAGGUUGAAAAAAAUCGGUCUUGGUUUUCGGUUCUUUUCAGG